Pelmatolapia mariae (spotted tilapia) is the source of this 900-nucleotide messenger RNA. RefSeq names its product T cell leukemia homeobox 1 (gene tlx1). The transcript has 3 exons. Gene Ontology annotation, biological process: animal organ development; regulation of transcription by RNA polymerase II. Bases 1 to 900 code for a protein of 299 amino acids. Gene Ontology annotation, molecular function: RNA polymerase II cis-regulatory region sequence-specific DNA binding; DNA-binding transcription factor activity, RNA polymerase II-specific. The record is from RefSeq and is a predicted model, not a curated record. NCBI's taxonomy places the organism in Eukaryota, Metazoa, Chordata, Actinopteri, Cichliformes, Cichlidae. Gene Ontology annotation, cellular component: nucleus.
AUGGAUCACAUAGGGAUACUGGGGGCGCACCUGCAGCAGCACGCGCAAGUGGAGUCCAUCAGUUUCGGCAUCGAUCAGAUCCUCAGCAACGUGGAGCAAAGCUGCAUGUUAGGCACGAGGAUGCACGAGCCGGACUACGGACACCUGGCCUACAACAGCGGCGCGAGCGGCGGCGUGAAUGGAGGUUUCACGUGCAACAACAGCGGAUAUAACGGCACCGGCAGCGCGUGCGGGAUGUCUUCCCUCGGCAGUGCUUAUCAAAUGAGUAUGGGCGUGAAUAUGAACAGUGCUAACGUCAACUCCGCCGGGGUCAUCCGUGUCCCCGCUCACCGGCCUCUGAGCGCCGGGAACUCUUCCAUGCCUGCGAUGAGCGGGACCAUCAACAACCUGACAGCGCUCACGUUCCCAUGGAUGGAGAGCAAUCGACGCUACACUAAAGACAGAUUCACAGUGUCCCUCUCACCCCUCACUGUAACACGUCGUGUAGGUCACCCUUAUCAGAACCGGACACCGCCGAAAAAGAAAAAGCCCCGGACGUCCUUCACCCGCUUGCAGAUCUGUGAGCUGGAGAAACGCUUUCACCGGCAGAAGUACCUGGCGUCGGCUGAACGUGCUGCGCUGGCCAAAGCACUGAAGAUGACCGACGCACAAGUCAAAACCUGGUUCCAAAACAGACGCACCAAGUGGAGACGGCAAACGGCGGAAGAGCGGGAGGCUGAGCGGCAGCAGGCCAAUCGGAUCCUCAUGCAGCUGCAGCAGGAGGCCUUCCAGAAGACGAUCAACCAACCCGUGACCCCGGACCCGCUGUGCCUACAGAACAGCUCUCUAUUUGCCCUGCAGAGCCUGCAGCCAUGGAACGAGAAUACCGCAAAGAUAAGCAGCGUAACUGCCUGCGAGUAG